AUGCAUUUGUCCCUCCCCAAUCACAGUGUCCAGAACAACCCGCACAUCUAGUGAGCCUCUUACCGUUCCCCCCGCUUGGCCACACGUGCACCGUUCUCGCACGACCGAUUGCCAAGUCUGACCCUCCCACGUUCCCUUCCUGCUUCGCAGCCUCGCCGUCUAUUCCUCCGUCCCCGUCUACGAGAUGAUGGUUCGAGGCAUCGGGGUCAUGCGCCGACGCGCCGACAGCUACCUCAACGCGACUCAAAUCCUCAAGGUAGCUGGUGUGCCCAAGGGCAACCGGACAAAGAUUCUCGAAAAGGACAUUGCACUCGGCGUACAUGAAAAGGUGCAGGGGGGCUACGGAAGGUAUCAAGGGACUUGGUGAGACUUCAUACUUUGAUCCACGCUGACCGCGAUGGCCCAGGAACUGACUGGACUGGCACGUCUUACCACCACUUCCCGGCUUGGCAUCGGACUCCGAUUCAUUUCCUUUCCUCACAGGAUCCCAUACCAUCGAGCACGAGAACUGUCGGACGAGCAUGGCGUCACGCAUCUGCUCGUGCCUUUGUUCGACUAUGUUCCCCCACCAGGCUACGAUUCUCUCGGCGCUGCUGGCCCCAGUGCUUCGAGCGCCUCCGCCUCCGCCCCUGUUCACCGUCAAACCGCCAAUGUCGCCGCCGCGGCCCAAUCCUCACCAGGAGCAUUAUCUUCCCCCGCCUCGCGUCGCCAACAAGAGACGAUGUCUGAAACAUCCGAGUCGGCCCCUCCUUCGAUCCGCAAGCGUGCCUCGGCGCGUGCCUCCAUCGUCUCGGAUGAGAACAAGCGACCGAGGCGGGAAGCGGCUGCAUCGACAAGCCAAGCGAACGGCCAUGCCCCUCGCCCCGUCGACGUCUUUGCCAACAACCCCGAAGAGCAAUGGAAGUUGCGCUCUUCGUCAGCUCCCCUGUCGAACCAGGCCCUGGCCGAGGAUCCGAGUCGGACCGAUCGUAACCGCUCGACGCUCAAAUCCAUCUUUGCCAUGGAGCCCGAGAACAGCCUCGUCGUUCCCAACUUGGCGUCGAGGUUCCCGGCCGACGUCGACCCCGACACGCCGAUCGACGAGAACAUGCACACCGCACUGCAUUGGGCUGCUGCCUUGGCCCGCAUCACGAUCGCCAAAGCGCUCGUCAACUUUGGUGCCGACGUCUUCCGGGGGAACAACGUCGGUGAGACGGCGUUGAUUCGAGCGGUGCUGGUAACCAACAAUUGCGACCAGGAUACCUUCCCGGCUCUUCUUGAAGUGCUCGGACCUAGUCUUCGAACGAUCGACGAGUCCGGUCGAACGGUGCUGCACCACGCUGCUCUUGUUGCCGGCGUCAAGGGUCGAGCCAGUUCAGCUCGCUACUAUCUGGAGAGCGUGCUCGAGUACGUCGCGCGCGUCGAAGGCGGUCGAUUCCAGGACCUCGUCGAUGCUCAAGACAACCACGGGGACACAGCGCUCAACAUCGCUGCUCGUAUCGGUAAUCGGUCUUUGGUACGAGCCUUGAUCGACGUUGGAGCGGACAAGCGCAAGGCCAACAACCUCGGUCUUCGACCAGGCGACUUUGGCCUCGAUGGUGUCGGACUCGAAAGAACAGAAGGAGAACUCGCUAUUGAGUCCCUACGGUCCACGCCUUCGACGAACAAGAAUGCCGCUUCGAGCGCGCCUACGCGCGCUUCGAACGAGUUGUUGCAGAACUUGACGACGAUGAUCAAGUCGCUCGAAGCGGACUUCAAAACCGAAUUGAGAAGCAAGGCCGAAGAUUUCCAAGCGACGCAAACCCAUCUUCAUUCGGUCACGAAAGAACUACAAGCCCAACGCCGCGAGUUGGAUCAAUGGCAACAGAAGGCCGCUGCGCUCGAUGCGCAACAUGCUCGGAUCAGGAACCUCAAACGAGCGAUUCACGAAGAGGACCAUUUCGACUGGACGGGAAGGACCGAGAUCGAUGGAUCGCCCGCGAUCGUCGCUGCUGGCCCUAGUUUCACCUACCGAGGUCCAAUGAGCGUUCAAUUGCCCAACAGCAGCAACGUAGAGUUCGAUGCUGAUCCUAAACUACCCGCCCCUGGAUCUGAACGAGAAUUGAUCCACCUGAUCCGUUUGCAAGGUUGGUACAAACGCGUGUUGGGACUACUCGAUAAUCGUCUCAGUCGACUUGAAGGUGGGGAGAUCGAAUUGGAGAACGAGUUGCAACGCAUCGUCGCGAAGGUUUGUGGUGUUGACGUGGAUAAGGUCGAUACGAUGUUUGAGACGUUGUUCGCGGCGUUGGAGUCGGAUGGGUCGAUGAUGGAUCAGGCGAGGAUCGCGGGCUUUUUGUCCAAGGUCAAGGAUGGCUCGUUCGUGCAGUAA
Microbotryum saponariae is the source of this 2347-nucleotide messenger RNA. The record is from the annotation of a GenBank genome assembly. Lineage: Eukaryota; Fungi; Basidiomycota; Microbotryomycetes; Microbotryales; Microbotryaceae.